Molecule: messenger RNA, 4798 nt
Organism: Nerophis lumbriciformis (worm pipefish)
Lineage: Eukaryota; Metazoa; Chordata; Actinopteri; Syngnathiformes; Syngnathidae
Source: RefSeq, a predicted model, not a curated record
AUGGCUGUGUGGACAUCAGCAGUAUUCUUCUACCUGACCUUCCUCCUGGGUGAAGACUGCUGGCAUGACUUGGACAACACGGAGUACGACUGCUGGCCAAGCCACAACCCCAACGACUACAACAUGAUCAGCUGUGGCGGUCUGGAGAUGGCUUGGGUGCAGCGUCCUCCAGAGAAAGUCAGCAACGGAGAAGAGUUCAACGUGUCCUACACCGUCACAGCUUCUGACGCCUUCUACGACUACGCCGUCGCCAACAACAUCUUCCAGUUCAGGUCAGACGCUCUUGUUGACGCCAUGGAGGCCAAGCGGUUCUGUGAGGAACAUCAGUGUCCAUCCAACUGGAAGAACGCCAAUGAGAUCAACUGUUGUGUUUAUCACGCCAACAUCCACUCAUGUCCUCUGGGCCUCAUGAAACAAGGCGGCAUCUGUGGCCCGUGGAUUCCUGACGACGGCAAGAUCGUGACUCACACGGUGUCCAAAGCAGGCACCAUGAGUCAGAAGUAUUGGACGUCAAAGGUGGUGCUGAUCCACGUGGGAGUCACUUCGGUCAUAGCUCACAUCAAAAUAGGAAAAAUGCACGCAGCGUUGGAAUCCAAAGUACUGGUGGUCAGCGCUCAGGUGUGCGGGGACCACGUCUGCGAGGUGGAGGAGAACUGUCUCAACUGUCCUGCAGACUGUGGCAUCUGUCCCAUGUCCAUCGCCAUCAAGGUGUCCAUCGGGCUUCCCGUCGCUCUUUUCAGCGCCGGCUUCAUCCUGACCAUGGUGUGGCUCCAGUACCAGAAACAGAAGAUGUUUUGGGAUGAAAGCUGGAUCAUUAACUACAAGAAUAUAUUGUUUGGCCGAGUGUGUGGGACGGACUUUGGCAGCACCAACAGCCCCCAGCGAGUGAAGAGUACCUCCAAUGUCAGCCAGCUGACGGACGUCACCAUGUGCACAGGAGUCAACACCUUCUUCAAGCAGGGCUUCAUCCAGUCUGCCAGCUACGAUGGAAGAAGUGUUGCCGUCAAGCACAUCCAGAAGAAACACUUCACUCUCUCCAAAAGCAUCAGGAAGGAAGUGAAAGAGGUCAGGCAACUGGACCACCCGAACCUCUGCAAGUUCAUGGGAGGCUGCAUCGAGGUGCCGUACAUCAGCAUCAUCACGGAGCACUGCCCCAAAGGAAGCCUGGCCGAUGUCCUCCUCAACGAGGACAUUCCCAUCAACUGGGGGUUCAGACUGUCCUUCGCCACCGAUGUUGCCCGCGGGAUGUCCUACCUGCAUCAGCACAAGGUGUUCCAUGGAAGACUCCACUCCAGGAACUGUGUCAUUGACGAUCGUUGGGUGUGCAAGAUCUCAGAUUACGGCCUCACGCUCUACCGAAAAGAGGACUUUGACGGCAUCAGCAACGGGUUCACCUGCGGUGACGUCAACCGCCUCUACUGCGCUCCAGAGGUCCUGCUGGGGAGUAGCUCCACCAUGACGGCAGCAGCAGACGUCUACAGCUACGCCAUGAUCCUGGUGGAGAUUGCCACUCGCUCAGACCUCAUCUCCGACCAGGGAGAGGGCGGGAGGAUGGACAUCACCUGGCGCCCGCCUCUGCCUCAACUCAAAGCGGGAAAAAACGACUUGGACUGUCCCAGUCAGGAAGACUACUGUGAGCUUAUCAAGAAGUGUUGGUCUCACAGCGUGACCACCAGGCCCACCUUUGAGCAAGUGAAGAAGAUGCUGGACAAGAUGAACCCUCACAAAGUCAGCCCUGUGGACAUGAUGAUGAACCUGAUGGAGAAGUACAGCAAACAUCUGGAGGCCAUUGUUGCUGAGAGAACGCAAGACCUUCUCCAAGAGAAACAGAAGACCGACCUCUUGUUGUACAGCAUGCUACCAAAGCCGGUGGCAGAUGACCUCCGCCAAGGCCGAACCACAGAAGCUCAGAGCUUCGCCAACGCCACUGUCUACUUCAGCGACAUUGUGGGCUUCACCCAGCUGUCGGGUUCCAGCACUCCCUACCAGGUGGUGGACUUCCUCAACCAGCUCUACACCACCUUUGACGACAUCAUCGACAACUACGACGUCUACAAAGUGGAAACCAUUGGCGAUGCUUACAUGGUGGUGUCAGGGGUGCCCAAUGAAAAUGGCAUCAACCACGCGGGGGAGAUAGCCAGCAUGGCCUUGGACCUGGUUAACGUUUGCCACUCCUUCAAGAUCCCACACAAGCCCCACACGCAGCUGAAGAUACGUGCAGGCAUCCACUCGGGACCGGUUGUGGCCGGUGUGGUUGGCACCAAGAUGCCGCGUUACUGCCUGUUUGGGGACACCGUCAACACGGCGUCACGGAUGGAAUCCACCAGUGAAGCUUUAAAGAUCCAGGUGAGCGGCGCCACGGCUGAGCUGCUUCACACGUUGAGAGGAUACCUUCUGACCUGCAGAGGAUCACUCAACGUCAAGGGCAAAGGUGAGAUGACAACAUGGUGGCUGGAAGCCAAGAGAGACGAUCACACAGAUCCACUGCUCAGCACAUCUGUGCAGUCCAGAGGCGGUCCUGUGCCGGUUGGCGACUGAAACGGAUGUGUGACACCAUACCAACAUAACAUAACCAAGUGCAAUAACUGAUCUCUUGUCAACUGUGUUUUAGUGAUUGUAGUUACUGUGUCCAUAUUCUGUUGACUGAUGAGACUCUGCUUCUUAUAAGUGUAUUCCUCUGUGUAUGUAUACUUAUGACAAUACUGGGCACAUCUGCACUGAGAUUUCCACUCCAAAUGUCUCAAGUGGUGCCUUCAAAUACCACUCAUUUGAGAGGGCUCGAUCAGAGUUGGGUGGAGAAGCCAAAAAUUGUACUCAAAAGACCUCAAGGAAGUUGUUAAUUUAGAGUAAUAUGACUCAAGUCAAGGUCCAAACUGGUCAGCCAAAGUUACUUGAGUAAGUAUUCAGUGAGUAACUGGUGAUUAACUUCUGAUUUAUAUCCUAACUCAGUUAAUGGUACUUGCACACUUCAAUCAAUCAAUCAAUCAAAGUGUAUUUAAAUCAUGAGUGUCUCAAAGGGCUGCACAAGCCACAACGACAUCCUCGGCUCAAGUCCCACAUCAGGGCAAGAAAAAACUCAACUCAAUGGGAUACAAUGAGAAACCUUGGAGGGGACCGCAGAUGUGGGGACCCCCCCCGUGGGCGACCAGUGCAAUGGACGUGGAGUGUAUCUAGUUAAUAGUGUGAGAGUCCAGUCCAUAGUGGGGCCAGCAGGGGAUCAUCUUGAGUGGAGACAAGUCAGCAGCGCAGAGACGUCAUCAACUGAUGCACAGAUGAGUGGUCCACCCUAGGUCCCGACUUUGAACAGCUAGCGCUUCAUCAGUGGUUGCCUAAUAACCAGAGCCGAAAAGAGACGGCAGAUCAACUGGUCUAAAAGGGGGGUCUAUUUAAAGGCUAGAGUAUACAAAUGAGUUUUAAGAUGGGACUUCAACUGUAGUAAGUGUGGAUGUGUGUGUGUGUGAGAGGCACUACUAUAUAUAGUAUGCUCUACAAAACACUGAGGAUGUUAUAACAGGCUAAUGUUAGCAUAUGCUAGCUAAAACAUGUAAACAUCGACAACUUAGCAAUUUGUCUCUCGUUGGAAGUGUAAUUCUUGGAGGCUGAAAUGUGUACAUUUCUCACAUAGAUGAUGGUAUAAAUGUUCUUCUUCACACUCUGUAGGUGUUGAAGAGUUAUGUCACUUUUUACAGUGUGCAGUUUCAGUGCUGUCAUGUGACUGCCAGGCUUCAUUUGAUUGGUCAAAGGUCGCCAGCGCUUAGGUUGCAUUAGUAAAACACGUCCCUCUAAGAAACCAUAGGACUUUGCAAGCUGUUACUAAGAUAUUAUUAAUAUAAUAAUUAGAGAUGUCCGGUAAUAUCGGACUGCCGAUAUUAUCGGCCGAUAAAUGCUUUAAAAUGUAAUAUCGGAAAUUAUCGGUAUCAGUUUCAAAAAGUAAAAUGUAUGACUUUUUAAAACGCCGCUGUACGGAGUGGUACACUGUCUUAGGGAGAAGUACAGAGCGCCAAUAAACCUUAAAGGCACUGCCUUUCCGUGCCGGCCCAAUCACAUAAUACCUACAACUUUUCACACAUAAGUGAAUGCACGCAUACUUGGUCAACAGCCAUACGGGUCACACUGAGGGUGGCCGUAUAAACAACUUUAACACUGUUACAAAUAUGCGCCACACUGUGAACCCACACCAAACAAGAAUGACAAACACAUUUCGGGAGAACAUCCGCACCGUAACACAACAUAAACACAACAGAACAAAUACCCAGAACCCCUUGCAGCACUAACUCUUCCGGGACACUACAAUAUACACCCCCCUCCCUCACCUUUUUCCAUAACUUGAGUUGAUUUAUUUUGGAAAACCUUGUUACAUUGUUUAAUGCAUCCAGCGGGGCAUCACAACAAAAUUAGGCAUAAUAAUGUGUAAAAUCCACGACUGUAUAUAUCGGUAUCAGUUGAUAUCGGAAUCGGUAAUUAAGAGUUGGACAAUAUCGGAAUAUCGGCAAACAAGCCAUUAUCGGACAUCUCUAAUAAUAAUAUGGAAUGUCGGAAUGAAACUCAGUCUAAAGUAAAAGUAGCCUUUCUUCUUCACAAAAAUACUCAAUUGAAAGUAAAAAGUAUUAAAACUACGCUGGCAAGUACAAUUUACAUAAGUAAAUGUAGCGCGUUACUAUGACUAUUAUCAGACUAUACGGCAGAACAUUUACAGAUUUACACCAAUGCAAGCUACAACCCCAGUAAUAAAGACUCUCUCCCUUUUAUGUUUGGUGAAAGCAAUGUUUCUAAAUUGUAUCAUAACUGUGUUGUAUUU